This is a messenger RNA of Colius striatus (speckled mousebird), 5735 nucleotides long. It is a transcript of the gene JARID2, whose product is annotated as jumonji and AT-rich interaction domain containing 2. Gene Ontology annotation, biological process: chromatin remodeling. Gene Ontology annotation, cellular component: nucleus. The transcript has 19 exons. Gene Ontology annotation, molecular function: histone demethylase activity; DNA binding. The coding region runs from base 265 to 3972 and encodes 1235 amino acids. The record is from RefSeq and is a predicted model, not a curated record. NCBI's taxonomy places the organism in Eukaryota, Metazoa, Chordata, Aves, Coliiformes, Coliidae.
CGCCAUUUUGUGGUGCGGGAACUACAACUUUCCCGCGAGCAAGGACAAUUCCUGGGCCCCGUGCGGAGCCCCGCCGGCGAGGCCAGGAGAAUCACAUUGUGAGGAAAAGAAAGUCGGAUUACAAGAUACCACUACAAACAACCCCCUCCCCCCAGGAUUUUUUUUUUUCGUGUUUUUUUCCUUUUUUUUUUUUUAAACAAAUUGUCGCGGCUUUUAAUUCAUGAAGCAAUUGUCCCCUUUUGCAAUCAGAAUUUGGAUACCAGAAUGAGCAAAGAAAGACCCAAGAGGAAUAUAAUUCAAAAGAAAUACGACGACAGCGAUGGGAUUCCCUGGUCAGAGGAGAGGGUGGUGCGGAAGGUCCUUUAUUUAUCUCUGAAGGAGUUCAAGAAUGCACAGAAGCGGCAGCACGGCGAUGGCAUCAGCGGGAGCCUCAAGGCAGUGAAUGGACUUCUCAGUAAUGGCCAAUCUAAAGGAUUAGGACCGGGAUCAGAACAGCUGGAGAAUGAGAAGGACGAUGCGUCGCAAGUGUCCUCAACGAGCAACGAUGUUAGUUCUUCAGAUUUUGAAGAAGGGCCUUCGAGGAAAAGGCCAAGGCUGCAAGCACAAAGGAAAUUCGCUCAAUCUCAGCCAAACAGUCCCAGCACAACUCCAAUAAAGAUAGUGGAACCAUUGUUACCCCCUCCAGCCACUCAGAUUUCUGACCUCUCCAAAAGGAAGCCCAAGACAGAAGAUUUUCUCACUUUCCUCUGUCUUCGAGGUUCUCCAGCCCUGCCCAGCAACAUGGUAUAUUUUGGAAGCUCUCAGGAUGACGAGGACGAAGAGGAGGAGGAGGAGGAGACAGAGGAUGCAAAAACAGCCACAAACAAUGCUUCAUCAUCAUGCCAGUCAACCCCCAGGAAAGGAAAAACGCAUAAACAUGUACCAAACGGGCAAGUUUUCAAUGGGUCCAGCAAAUCAUCGAAGGAGAAAGAACCUGCUCAGAAACACAAAAGCAAAGAGGCCACACCGGGGAAGGAAAGGAACAGCGAACAUAAGGCUGAGGGCCGAAAAGACCAGGCUGCUGCUAAUCACCAUCCUGCUACAAACACUGGCUCCUCCACGAAAGGGCUCACUGCUAACAACCACCACACUCUUCAUAGAUCGGCUCAGGACUUAAGGAAACAGGUUUCUAAAGUCAACGGGAUCACUCGAAUGUCAUCUCCGAGUGCAAAUGCAGCCAGUGCCAAAAAGAUGAGAGAAGUCAGACCUUCACCGUCCAAAACUGUGAAGUACACUGCAACAGUGACAAAGGGAACUGUCACAUACACCAAAGCCAAGAAAGAACUGGUCAAGGAAACCAAACUAAAUCACCACAAACCCAGUUCACCUGUCAACCACACAAUCUCAGGGAAAACAGAAAGUAGCAAUGCAAAAACCCGCAAACAGGUGCUAUCCCUUGGAGCAUCCAAGUCAAACAAUACCGCUGUUAAUGGUGUAAAAGUCAAUGGCAAGUUGAACCAAAAGACAUGCACUAAGGAGGUGGGGAGACAGUUAAGGGAGGGGCUGCGCAAUUCGAAGAGGAGGCUGGAAGAGACGAAUAAUCACAUAGACAAAACACAGUCGCCCACCAAGAGAAUGAAAGGGGCCGUCAACUUGGCAGAGGCUGCCAGCAAAAAGGCAGCUGUGGAGAAGCCUUUGCUGAAUGGACACCUUAAAAAGGAAGUGCCAGAGAAGAAUUUGGAAAGAAAUAGGCCGAAAAGAGCCACUGCUGGAAAGAGUACGCCAGGGAAACAAGCACAUGGCAAAACUGAAAAUGCCUCCUGUGAAAAUCGUUCUACCUCUCAAGCGGAGUCCUUGCACAAGCCACAAGACUCAAUGGGAAAGCACGAAAAGGGCAGUAGUAAGACUGGGUGGGGGAUGCUGGGGGAGAUUCCCAUCCUUAGGCCCUCCACUAAGGAAUUUCAUGACCCACUGAUAUACAUUGAGUCGGUCCGAGCUCAGGUAGAGAAGUAUGGGAUGUGCAGGGUGAUUCCUCCUCCAGACUGGAGACCUGAGUGCAAGCUAAAUGAUGAAAUGCGGUUUGUGACCCAGAUUCAGCACAUACACAAGCUAGGCAGGCGCUGGGGACCCAACGUGCAGCGGCUGGCCUGUAUCAAGAAGCACCUCAAAUCUCAGGGCAUUACCAUGGAUGAACUCCCACUCAUAGGAGGCUGCGAGCUCGACCUGGCCUGCUUCGUCCAGCUGAUCAACGAGAUGGGGGGGAUGCAGCAAGUGACUGACCCCAAGAAAUGGAACAAGCUGGCAGACAUGCUACGCAUCCCCAAAACUGCACAGGACAGGCUGGCCAAGCUGCAAGAAGCCUAUUGCCAGUACUUGCUCUCCUACGAUUCCCUCUCCCCCGAGGAGCACAAGAAACUGGAGAAGGAGGUCUUGCUGGAAAAGGAGAUCUUGGAGAAGAGGAAAGGACCUUUGGAGGGACAUUUGGAGAAUGCCUACAAGUUCCAUUCCUUGCCCCGGUUCGAGCCCAAGAACGGGCUCAUCAACGGCGUGGUUCACAAAAACGGCUUCCGCAACAAGUUAAAAGAGGUCGACGUGCCCCUGAAGACGGGCAGGCGGCGGCUCUUCGCUCAGGAAAAGGAGACCACGAGGGAGGACGAGGAGGAGGAGGAGGGAGUCCUCAGCGACUUACACAAGUGUGUAUACAAGGGUAGGUCUGUUUCUUUAACAACCUUCUACCGAACGGCAAGAAACAUCAUGAACAUGUGCUUCACCAAGGAGCCUACGGUAGCUGAAGUAGAGCAAGAAUACUGGCGGAUAGUGGAACAGAAAGACUGCCACGUAGCAGUGCAUUGUGGAAAAGUAGAUACCAACACCCACGGGAGUGGCUUUCCUGUGGGAAAGUCAGAACCAUUCUCAAGGCAUGGGUGGAACCUCACAGUCCUUCCUAAUAAUACAGGAUCCAUCCUGCGACACCUUGGUGCUGUGCCUGGAGUGACAAUUCCUUGGCUAAAUAUUGGCAUGGUCUUUUCUACCUCAUGCUGGUCUCGAGACCAAAAUCACCUUCCAUACAUUGACUACUUACACACUGGUGCUGAUUGCAUUUGGUAUUGCAUUCCUGCUGCGGAGGAGAACAAACUUGAUGAUGUGGUACAUACCCUGCUGCAAGCCAACGGCACGCCAGGGCUGGAAAUGCUUGAAAGUAAUGUGAUGAUCUCCCCAGAAGUCUUGUGUAAGGAGGGGAUCAGGGUGCACCGUACUGUACAGCAGAGCGGGCAGUUUGUGGUGUGUUUUCCGGGAUCCUUUGUGUCUAAAGUGUGUUGUGGCUACAGUGUUUCCGAAACCGUGCACUUUGCUACCACCCAGUGGACAAGCAUGGGCUUUAAAACAGCCAAGGAAAUGAAGAGGCGCCGCAUAGCCAAGCCCUUUUCCAUGGAGAAGUUGCUUUAUCAGAUUGCAACGGCAGAAGCAAAAAAGGAGAAUGGGCCGACUCUGAGUACGAUAUCAUCACUUCUUGGGGAGCUCAGGGACACGGAGCUGAGGCAGCGGCGGCAGCUGUACGAGGCGGGGCUGCACUCCUCGGCGCGCUACGGCAGCCACGACAGCAGCAGCGCCGGCGCCGACGGCAAGAAGAAGCCUCGGAAGUGGUUGCAGCUGGAGACGUCGGAGAGGAGGUGUCAGAUCUGUCAGCACCUCUGCUACCUUUCCAUGGUUGUACAGGAGAAUGAAAACGUUGUCUUCUGCUUGGAGUGUGCCCUGCGGCAUGUGGAGAAGCAGAAGUCGUGUCGGGGACUGAAGAUGAUGUACCGCUACGAUGAGGAACAAAUAAUCAGUCUAGUCAAUCAAAUCUGUGGAAAAGUAUCUGGUAAAAAUGGCAGCAUUGAGAACUGUAUCAGCAAGCCUACACCAAAAAGAGGACCUCGUAAGAGAGCGACAGUGGACGUGCCAUCAUCUAGGCUUUCAUCCUCCAGUUCAUCCAAAAGUGCUUCAAGUUAAUCCUGAAGAUGCCAACACUCUCAUUUUGUCAAUUUAUAUAUAUUUUUUGUAAUUAUUAUACCAUAGUUUGGAGUACUUGCUGUAGAAUACAAGCUGUCUUUGCACUAGCUCUAAAGAAGAUUUUCUUCUGGUUUUAGAGAACUAAUUUUGUUUUAGCAUUAAACUGUUGAAUUAUUAUUAUUAUUAUUAUUAUUUUUUGGGUUUUGUACUUUAGGAUAGAUAGAUACAGCAGUCUGAUUUUUUUAAACUGCCGUAUGGUCACUGUUUUAAAAGGGGCUGAUGAUCGAUUUGUACCGUCCCCUCUGGCUGAAAGGAAAACAGAAAUAACCCCACACCCACCAACCGACAAACAAACAAAGAGCCUUUUUGGGUAACUGUGAAGAAAACAAACCAACCAAAAGGCUUUGAACCCAACUUUAGUUUUUUUGGAAGAGGUUAAAGUUGGAUGUGUUUUCUAAUUUGUUCUCCAGUCACGGGAGCAGAUUUUUUUCUAUAGAGAGGAAAAAAAAAAUAAGGGAUAGGAGACAACAACGAAACUUGAAAGAAAUCGCUUUACUUUGGGGCUGUCUUUUAUUCUGACACCGAGGCAAAGAUGAGUUUUGUAAUUUUUUUAAAUUGGAGACUACACACGCUUUCUUUGGGGAGGUUGUGGCAGCUGAAGAUGGACUCGCGUUUCCUAACUGUAGGCAAAAAGGAGGAGAUUUGGAGUAUGUUCUCUUUUUACCAGCACAUCACUAUGCAUCUGUUUUGAAGGGGGGAGGGGGGGAAAAUGAUAAAUACAAAAAAAAAGUCAAAAAAAGACAAAAAAAAAAAAGGAGGAGAAAAAAAAAGAGACUUGCCUGCCUUGAGGAGUCACCUGAGGGAAAACUGUGCCUGAUUUCAUUAGGAAAUCCAUUCUGUUAUUUUUUGGUGCUGUUGGCUACUUUAUCAAGAACCCUUCAAUAGCAUCCUUGAAAGAAAAAAAACCAACAAAAAAAAGAAGAAGAAAAAAAAACAACAAAAAAAAAGAGAGAAGUGAUUGAAGCCAUAAGUGCUUCUUUUGUCAUAGACGUGCAAUCUUUCCUAACAUUCCAUUCCCAUUCCACUGCUGUUCUUCCCACCUUUACACAGUCGAGCAUUAAUGAGUUGUUGUGUUUGAGUUUUUUGUUCCAUUCUCUCUCUCCAUCACCUUUUUUAGAGCCACUAGCAGGUCUGCCUUCUUUUCUUUUGAAUGUGAAGAAAAUGCAUUUGCUUUCACCUUGUCUAUUGUGGUUUUUUUUUUUCUCUUCACCUUGUAACAAAACAAAACAAAAAAGAAACAAAAAAAAAAAUCACACCUUUUGUACAUAUGCCUGUAAAUUUUUUUAAAUACUUGAGCCUUUUCUUGGGGUGGGGGGAGGGAUGGCAAAGAGACAAGAUGAAGAAAAGCCUUACGUUUCACUUUCUUCAUCGGUUGGAGUGGAUGCUUACAGGGUUUUUCUUGUAACAUUUAUAAGUGCUGCUUACAUCACUGAACAACAACAAAAAAUAAUAAUGGAGUAGCUGUUGCCCUUUUCUGGUUGUGUGUACAGUAUGUGUGGAAUAAAAAAGGGAAAAUGUUUUCACAAACUGUUUUGUUUCGUAAUUGAAUUCAACGAUAACCGUAGCUACCCAUAUUGCACUGAGCUUGCCAGUGGUGACUGUCAGGAAGAGUCCUAUAAUACAAUUUGUUGGUUGUUGUUGCAGAAGACUGAACUGUUUUGGAAUAUUUAACAAUAACAUAAACAGAGUCAAGUGUUUUCAAA